AUGUUGGCCGCCCAUAGCGCUUCUAGAGUUACUGCCGGUCCCAAGCCCGGCAGUAGUCUUACCUUGUUUCUUAUUAUCAUACUCGUAGACAAAAUUCAUACUCAGCUCAAGCUUCGACGUAUAACAGUUAUAACGUUUUUCAAAAAUCAAACUGAAUGUGUAGCAACAUUAAUAAAAAAAGUGGGCCGUCGACGUACUGUUGCUCGGGGAAUAUACUUUCAAGCGCAUUUGGAUAUGUCAAAGAGGAAUCACAUACGGACGGAACAUUGCACCAUUGAAAACUCCUGGCAUAGUUCCUUACACCGGGUCAAUUGUGUUGGCCAAAGUUUCCAGUAUCACACGACGAUUUGUUCGCUGCGAUAUCGUCGCGAUUGGAGAAGUUUACCUUGCCGGACCAUUCAAGGGUCUCAUAAGACGCAGAACCAGGCUGCUGUUUUAGACCAGGCCGGAGUUCGAACCACGGAACUGGCCGCAAUCCUCUGUGCUACCUUUGAAAAUGUCCAGGGGACUGUGAUCGCCUAUCAGUAUCCACACAACUAUGUUUCCCCGACCCAAUUUAAGGAGAUUGGCAACGCUGUUAUCCCACGAGCUGAAUUAGCUUUUCGGUUAGUAACAAUAGAGGCUUUCAGACACUAUGUGAUUGGCUGCCUGCAACGCAUCGAAGGUGUCCAGUAUAAGAGAAACACAUUGCAGUUCAAUAUAUGUCUUGUCAUUAAGCCAAAAGCAACUGCUAAUCGGGAUGAUAUAUCACAUUGGCAGUUCUGGGACGAUCAUUCAGCUGGCGGUUUGAGACCUAACGUCCAAGCAGCUUACGAGGCAUUAACACUAAAGAUUAAUAGAUAUUUUUAUGCUUUAGAAGAACAAUGUGGAUUUCUGUCUCGCUCAUUAGGACAUCAUGAAGGUGUAGAAAAGUGCGUAAAAUUACUCCGCCUUAAAUCAAUUUACAAACAAUUACAUGAAUCCGGAAUGUGUAUUCUUUCGUUUCCCAAUAGUGGCUCUUUGUACUUGCGGUUUAGUCCUAGACAGGAUCAUGGUUCGUAUAGCAAUUUGUCAUUUGACAUGUUUGAACUGGUUUCUGAGGAGAUUCUUAAGGAUAGUAAUGUUGAUGAUAAUGAUUGGGGAUUAGAAUUUGGUCAAAAAAUUCGACAGUUCAAUCUUCAUCAUAAUAAUCAAAUUGUUUUUCCUAAUUUCAAUCCUCAAAGUGAAUCAGAUAUUACUGAUAAUUGUGUAUUUGUUUUAAUCGCUUCUCCAACUUAUCAUCGUCAUUCUAAAAUGGGUUACAAUUUGAAUGGUGGUUGGAGACCGUUAGACGCUGUAGCUCAACGUGUUUUACCUUAUAUCAACGGUAGACGACGUUUAAUUGAAUUGGCUCAGCUAGCUCAAUUAGACGUGGCUAUAGCUCGUCUAUGUUUAAUUGAGCUUGCUCGAAUAGGAUUAGUUCGUGCCUUACCAUAUCCUACAUUUAUAAUGCAACUUCUUCAAGCUGAUAAGUUUUCCAAUUCAACACUUAUUCCUGGAUGGUUAGGUUUGCCACGACUGGCCACUCUACUUACAGACUCCUCUCUUAGCAAGAUGUGCUUGGAAGCUGUGAUAGUAUUUACUUCGAAUCGUCAUAAAUUACAAAGUUUAUGCAUUCACGAUAUUUUCCGUCUGUAUACAAUCCUUUGUGGUUCAUCCAAUUUUAGUCUGUCAUAUUUAAUUUCAGCCAAUCCGCAUAUUCGAUUUAUUGAAUGUUCAUCUUAUAUGAACUCAUCAUCUUCUACAUCAUCGUAUCAUUCCCUUCCUUUUGUAAGAUCAUCAAAACUUUGUAAUUGUUAUGCAUCUUAUCAUCAAACACAUUAUCAUUACUGUAAAAUUAGUUUAUUAAGUCUUGUACAAUUUGGUGAAGUAAAUGGUUUAAUAAGACGAAUUCAAUGUUAUCCUAUAAGUGAUAAAUUAGAAGUAUCUGCUGAACAACAAAUUAAAUAUCGGAUGUCAUCAUCAGUUAUGUCAUCAAAAGAAGCAAUUCCUGCAAUAAUAACAACUACUACAACUGUUACGACAACCAGUAGUACGAGUUCCAAUACAAGUAUGCAACAGCAAUUAAUACAGUUUCAAACUAAAAAUUCUUCAUCUGUAUUACGGCAUAAUUCACGUAAAUUUACUAAAAAACCACAAAUAAUUAAUGAACAAACAUGGUCUAUUUCAAGAUCCUUACUAAUGGAUAGUCAGCAUAGUUUAGAUUCAAUUAUUACAUUUUUAUUAACAAAUAAUGGUAGUACAACAAAAUAUUCUUCAUGUGGAUUUAAAAUACCAGAAUAUAUUAGUGAUCUAUUAAAUUUAUAUCGUUUUGAUGAAGAAUGUCUUGGUAGACAAAUAUCUUAUUGUGAUCGUGAUUCAUCUUUUUUUAAUAAAACUAAAACUUCCGGUAGUUUCAGUUUCAGUCCUGAUGAAACUAAUUUUACCAUUCAUAACAAUAAUAAUAGUCAAACUGUUGAAGAAAUUAUUGUACAUGAUCGAAUAUGGUCUAAGCCAGAAAAUAAUAUGACAACAUUUGUAGAGCCAUUAAAUUUGGAUAAGAUAAACUUUAUAUUACCGGAUCUUUAUUGGAUGUGGCGUUGA
Molecule: messenger RNA, 2601 nt
Organism: Schistosoma rodhaini
Lineage: Eukaryota; Metazoa; Platyhelminthes; Trematoda; Strigeidida; Schistosomatidae
Source: the annotation of a GenBank genome assembly